Myotis davidii is the source of this 4733-nucleotide messenger RNA. It is a transcript of the gene CSTF2, whose product is annotated as cleavage stimulation factor, 3' pre-RNA, subunit 2. Lineage: Eukaryota; Metazoa; Chordata; Mammalia; Chiroptera; Vespertilionidae. Gene Ontology annotation, biological process: mRNA 3'-end processing. The transcript is spliced from 16 exons. Bases 77 to 1936 code for a protein of 619 amino acids. Gene Ontology annotation, molecular function: mRNA binding. Gene Ontology annotation, cellular component: mRNA cleavage and polyadenylation specificity factor complex. The record is from RefSeq and is a predicted model, not a curated record.
GGAAGCGUGUUGGUCGUUAGGCUCGUGCGCAGUACGGAAGGGUGCCCGGGCAACCGGAAGCCACGGGAAGAGAGCUAUGGCGGGUAUGAAUGUGAGAGAUCCAGCGGUAGACCGUUCUCUACGUUCGGUGUUCGUGGGAAACAUUCCAUAUGAAGCUACUGAAGAGCAGUUAAAGGACAUCUUUUCUGAGGUUGGACCCGUUGUUAGUUUCAGGUUGGUAUAUGAUAGGGAGACAGGAAAGCCAAAGGGUUAUGGCUUCUGUGAAUACCAAGACCAAGAGACAGCACUUAGUGCCAUGAGAAACCUGAAUGGACGUGAAUUCAGUGGAAGAGCGCUUCGAGUGGAUAAUGCUGCCAGUGAAAAGAACAAAGAAGAACUGAAGAGCCUUGGCACUGGUGCCCCUGUCAUUGAGUCACCUUAUGGAGAGACCAUCAGCCCUGAGGAUGCCCCUGAGUCCAUUAGCAAAGCAGUUGCCAGUCUUCCACCGGAGCAGAUGUUUGAGCUGAUGAAACAGAUGAAGCUUUGUGUCCAGAAUAGUCCCCAGGAAGCACGGAACAUGUUGCUCCAAAACCCUCAACUGGCUUAUGCUUUGCUACAAGCACAGGUAGUGAUGAGAAUUGUGGAUCCAGAGAUCGCCCUGAAAAUUCUGCAUCGACAGACAAAUAUCCCAACACUGAUGGCAGGCAAUCCUCAGCCAGUCCACAGUGCUGGGCCUCCCUCAGGAGCCGGUGUGCCAAUGAACCAGCAGAAUCCUCAGGCUCCUGGGGCCCAGCCUAUGGGUGGCAUGCAUGUCAAUGGUGCACCUCCUUUGAUGCAAGCUUCUAUGCAGGCUGGAGUUCCAGCACCAGGACAAAUACCAACUGCUGUAACAGGACCUGGCCCUGGUGCCUUAGCUCCCGGUGCAUAUGUUGUUCUUUUGAGGACAAGAGAAGAAUUUCUAUGUGGAAAGGGCCAGACAAGGACUUGUGGAGGGAUGCCGGCCCAGGUUGGAAUGCCAGGAAGUGGACCAGUGCCCAUGGAACGAGCACAAGGAACCCUACAGCACUCGCCUGUGGGACCCGCCGGGCCUGCAUCAAUUGAGCGAGUUCAAGUGCCGAUGCAAGAUCCCAGAGCAGCUAUGCAGCGUGGGCCCUUGCCUGCCAACGUCCCAACUCCUCGAGGUCUGUUAGGAGAUGCUCCAAAUGACCCACGUGGGGGCACUUUACUUUCUGUAACUGGAGAGGUAGAGCCUAGAGGUUACCUGGGACCACCUCAUCAGGGUCCACCCAUGCACCAUGUCCCUGGCCAUGACAAUCGUGGCCCGCCCCCACAUGAGAUGAGGGGAGGGCCAUUAGCCGAGCCCAGACCUCUAAUGGCAGAGCCAAGAGGACCCAUGCUAGAUCAGAGAGGUCCACCCUUGGAUGGCAGAGGUGGAAGAGAUCCCCGAGGCAUGGACGCACGAGGGAUGGAGGCACGAGCCAUGGAGGCAAGAGGAUUAGAUGCCAGAGGAUUGGAGGCCCGUGCAAUGGAGGCACGUGCAAUGGAAGCCCGUGCGAUGGAGGCCCGUGCGAUGGAGGCCCGUGCAAUGGAAGUCAGGGGGAUGGAGGUCAGAAGCAUGGAUCCAAGGGGCCCAGUCCCUGGCCCUAGAGGCCCUAUACCUAGUGGAAUCCAGGGUCCCAAUCCAAUUAACAUGGGGGCAGUUGGCCCCCAGGGAUCCAGACAGGUCCCAGUCAUGCAGGGGGCAGGCAUGCAAGGAGCCAGUAUGCAGGGUGGAGGCCAGCCUGGUGGCUUUAGUCCUGGCCAGAACCAAGUCACUCCACAGGACCAUGAGAAGGCUGCUUUGAUCAUGCAGGUUCUUCAACUGACUGCAGACCAGAUCGCCAUGCUGCCUCCCGAACAGAGGCAGAGUAUCCUGAUCUUAAAGGAACAAAUACAGAAGUCCACUGGAGCACCUUGAAAGGUUUUCAAAAAUACCUGGCAACAAAUAUGGAAAAUAAUUCCAUAACUUUGUUGAAAUGUUGCAAAAAGAUGACUUCUACAUCCUAAUCCUUGAAUGACUCAAAUUGGUGCCAGGUGGAGGAUUCCCAUCACCUCUCUCAGAACAAAACUAGAUCAUUCUGUUGUCUUAGUUUAUAUAUUUUCUGUGACUUGAAAUAAACUUUGAACACAGUUUUAGUAUAAUGUAAAUUGAUACACAUGAACUUUUUGCUUUAAAAAGCUGAAUACCAAGGGUGAAACCUUAAUGUAUUUUCUACCCUUACUGCAAUAUUGUACUUCAAUGUUAUAUUGCCAUAGUUCUGUUUUUAUUAAGUUAAUCAUUUAUUCUUCUUUAUUAUAUUUGAGAAUUUCUCAGAAACAAAUUUUUCAGAAACUUAGUUUCUUCUUAGUCUGCUUCCUGUGGUAAUAGUAAGAUUUGACCUUUGAGAACUUGCUAGAACUUCUGAGUCUACAGGAAGAAAAUAACAUGUGCUUAGAGCUAUAAAAUGAUAAAAAGGCCAACAAAACAGAGAGCCUAGCAAAGUAGUGUAUUUAGUUUAUAAAAAUCCAAAUAUCAAAAUGCAUUUUUUGUCAAUAGUAGGUCUAUUCACAUGCAUAGUUCAGAGGUAAGACAAAAAUGUAUUAGCCACUGGUUCUAGUGUGUCAACAACACAAAACUGGACAUUUCCUUCUCCCAAAACCCUUCAGUCUAGGUAGUCAAACUUAAAAGUUUCAAAAUCCACUGAUUUUUCACAUGUUCAAGAUAAAAUAAAAACUGAACAGCAAUCAAAUGCAUAAAAUGUAUUUCAUCCUACCUAAGUCACUAACCUAUAGGCCUACCCUGUAACCAGAUUUAUUCUGGGAAAUUAAAACAGAAAACCUUAAAACUUUUACAUUCCUUUUUAUUUUAAGGGGACCAAAUGUAGAGUGCAAGCAGAUAGAUAUGGUUGUCUCCCCUGCCUGCUUCCUUGCAGAUAGAUAUGAACAUAAUUAGUGCCCUAGCUCUGACUUAUGGCUCUUUCAGCCUACUGUUCCUUCUCUCAUAGUAGCAUUAAGGAGAAACAUGAUUUCUCUCCAUCAGGCCAACCUCAAGAGGUUAUGAGGUGCCUUAAUAAUUAGUAAAGUUCCACUGGAACUACUCGAGCCUAUUUAUAUUCUCAGAAUCCUACCCCCAGAUUAGGAGUAUGGUCAAGUGAAUUAAAGCCUGCAAUAGGCUUAGAGAAUGUAAUAGCAUAUUGCUUAUAUAUCAAGCAAAAGAAUGCAAAGAUAAUCAACUUUAUGAGACAUUGAAAUUGAGAGAUUUUCUACUCUGAUAUAUAAACAUUUACUAUAAGAGUUUGCUGAAUAAGAUACUUCAUAUUACAACCUCAGAAGAAAAACUUGCUCAAAACAGCUUAAGAGAUUUCUAGGUGUCAUGCACAGCCCCAAAUUGGGCUUGGAUGUUGAUUAUAUGUAGGACUUAUUAUUAUCAUUACCUUUUCUGCCUACUUCCAUGAAUAGUCUAGACCAGCAGUCGCCAACGUUUCGGACCUCACGGACCACCGGUGGUCCGCAGGCCACCGGUUGGUGACCGCUGUUAGACCUUGGUAUGUUGAUUUUAGCAGCAGUCAUAUCUUGGAAGUGUCAAUACAAUUUAGACAUUGAGAUCAAGAAUAAAGCCUCUCAUUAGGAACUCAUAAGAUAUUCAAGGAAUACUAAGGUUCCAAACCAAACUCAUUGAGAACCAGAUUAUCAUUUGGUCAGCAGCUAAUAAGAACCAUAUUGUCAAGGUUCCACUGUGCAUGUUUCUAAAGCCUUAUUAAAUUUAGACAGCUGAAAUCCAGGAAGUUGGCAACAGUAAGGGUACCCCAAUCUAUUCCUACAGAAACAUCUGUUAGUACUUUUUACUAAUGUCCAAUUAAUACAUGAAACAUAAUUCACUACCAUAAGAUCUGGACUUACCUUUAUUUUGUUCAGACUAGUGACUGAAAAAUACUCCAAGUUACAAGUUAUACAGGUUUCUGGAUAAUUAGAAACUAUCAUUUAUUCAUUUUUGGUCACUUAAAAAAAGAGAAAGAAAUAGGUGCUAUAAUGCUAAUUCAGUAGAAACAGUCUUUUAAAUCUGAUGAAUUGAAUUGACUUUGGGCACAAUAAAAUGUGAGGUUUUUCCCUCUUUUAAGGGCCCUGGUCUUUCCUUUUACUGAUUCACUGUGACUACUAACAUCCCGGAGCCAGGAGGAUAGAAGAAAUAAAAAAGCAUUUUGACAGGAGAAAAAAGGCAUUUGGCUUAUGUCAUUAUGGGAAUGAUUCCCUAAUGAAUAAGUAUGUCGGAGCAAAAAGAUGUUAUCAAAAUUCUAAAUUAUCUUUUAUUAAAACUAGAGAUUAAUACACCCCCUUAAUAAAAUUGGCGAUAAAGAGCCCUGUUGACUAAAUUGUCCUAAGAUCAAAUUCAAGUUUUUGCAAUUAUUUCCAACAGAGCAAUGCAAGCUAAUGACUAUAGCUGACUCUCAGUUAUACAAUUUCAGUUAUGAUUAGCAUACUUUCAAGAUUUUCUUUCCCAAAUGGAGACCCCAGAUAAAGUAAUAAAAGAUGCAUUCAUUAAGCAAAGAAGAAAAUCCUUUUUUUUGACAAGCAAAAAUAAGUAUAGCAUAAAUGGCUGUUCACACUGGAUAAGACCAUGUUUAAAAAUAACAGUAAGACUGUUCAUAUUGUAUAUAGAAAUGGGGUUCUUGGUAUUUUUAUGUUUUAUUUAUGCUUAUUGUGUUUUGUCAUUAAUUCUUAAAUAAAAUUUUAUUUUA